This is a messenger RNA of Meloidogyne enterolobii, 1031 nucleotides long. NCBI's taxonomy places the organism in Eukaryota, Metazoa, Nematoda, Chromadorea, Rhabditida, Meloidogynidae. The record is from the annotation of a GenBank genome assembly.
UUGUAUUUCGAUCACCCGAGCAUACUCUACAUACUCAUCCACUCCCUUUUGUUAGAAAUAAAGCUUUAGAAAGAUCAAGACGUUGGCUGCGUGUUGAUUUAUCAAUUUGUAUAACUAUGGCAAUUCUCUGUUUUUUACUUUCAAUUAUUUUAUUUAUUGGUUAUUUAGUAGAACACACAAUAAAUAUAUUUAUUUUGAGUGGAGCAUCAUCAUCGUUACUUUUAGCUGUAUUAUAUGGUUUAAAUAUAUUAUUAAAUGUUCGUAGUCUGCAAAUUGGGAAAGUUAAUUUUGUGACGGAAAAAAAUUUAAAUCAGCAAUCCUCCCCAAGAAUAUCAACAACUUGGGCAGAAGCUCAAAGUCCACAACCGCCAUUAACUACUACUAUAUUACCUCCAAUGUCUACCAAUAAUAAUAUAAUAUUUGAAACAACUUCAAGAGAAGAAGAAAAUUGGAGGGAAAUUCCAAUUAAAAAAACAUUUCCGAUUACUGGAGAACAAAUUAUUGAAGAAGAAGAUUGCCUUAGAGUAGAACAACGCCAACGUACUCCAUCUGGCGAAAAUGUUGCUAUGAUUUUUGGAAGGAAUAAAAGUUAUAGACAAAAAGAGAAGAGUGAAAAUGGAGAACAAUUAAAUAAUUAUGGAAGAGCUUCAACAACUACAAGUCCAAUUUAUAAUGAAGAUAUUGAAGCAGAAGAAUAUUCUCGUUUAUAUAAAGGAUUAAAAAGAGAAAAUAAUUUUUUGGAAGGAAAAUUUCCAAAAAAUUAUUUAAAUGAAGAAAAUGAAAAUAAAAUAAAGCAACUUUCCCCUAUUAGACGUAGACGACGAUAUCAGACAUCAUCUUCCUCCAAAAAUUUUGAAGGUAGAGAAGAAAGUCCAACAGCUUCAAUAACUAUUGAAAGAGCCAGUAGCUCACCUCCCUACCAACAUAAGCAUUACCUCGAAGAAAAUGAAAGAAUUAAAGUAUCAUCACCAAACGAAUCAUCUACUACUCCCACAAGUCCUUAUUGGAAACAUCAAGUUACAGAGCUUUAA